GACGCCGUUCACGUCGUAAGUGUGCCAACUGUCAUAUUAUAUUGAAUACGUACUGAGGUGGCCGCCAGUCGCCACUCGCGAUAUCGAUUAGUUUGUUCACCAGUCACGGAUUUAGUUAUCACCACGUGCUCGUGUUCGCGUAACGCGCCAUGACCAAGCGCGCGGACCCCGACAAGUUCACGGUGUCGAAGUACGUGCUGCUGCCCGGCCUGUGCCUGGCGCUGCUGGUGCGCUGCUGCGUGGCGGCGUACCCGUACUCCGGCCACCGCAAGCCGCCCAUGUUCGGCGACUUCGAGGCGCAGCGCCACUGGCAGGAGGUGACGCUGCACACGCCGGCGCGCGACUGGUACCGCAACACGACGCACAACGACCUGCAGUACUGGGGGCUGGACUACCCGCCGCUCAGCGCCUACCACAGCCUGCUGCUGGGCCUGCUGGCCGACUGGCUGGAGCCCGAGUCCGUGCGCCUGUUCGCGUCGCGCGGCUACGAGAGCGACAGCCACAAGAGCUUCAUGCGCUGGAGCGUGCUGCUCAGCGACGUGUACUUCUACUUCACGGCCGCGCUGUGCCUGUGCAUCGACCUGGAGCGCGUGGUGCCCGCCGCCGAGCGCUCCGUGUUCAAGCGCACCGACCUGGCCACGGGGCUGUGCCUGCUGUACCCCGGCCUGGUGCUGGUGGACCACGGCCACUUCCAGUACAACUGCGUGUCGCUGGGCCUGUUCCUGUGGGCCACCUUCUUCAUUGUCGCCAUCGAGAAAGAUGUAAUGGCCACGGCUCUGUUUGUGCUGGCGCUGAACUACAAACAGAUGGAGCUAUACCACGCGUUGGCCUUCUUCAUCUACUUGCUCAGGAAGUGCUUCAUGAGCACCUCCAACAAAGGCCGCAAGGCGCACAUCUUACGGCGGUUUGUCAAGCUGGCCUUCACAGUCGUUGGCACAUUCGUGAUAGUGUGGUAUCCACUGCUUCAUUCGUGGGAUGGCGUGCUGCAGAUCCUGCAUCGACUGUUCCCGGUGAAGAGAGGCGUGUUCGAGGACAAAGUGGCCAACGUGUGGUGCUCCGCCAACGUGUUCAUUAAACUGAAGUAUGUGUACAACAACGAGGAGAUGGUCCAGACGUGCCUUCUGUCUACACUGGUGGCAUGCCUGCCCUCCUGCUUGGACUUUUUCUUCAGAAUCAACAGAAAAAAGUUUAUCCUGUGCUUGGUGAAUGUGUCAUUGGCAUUCUUCCUCUUCUCGUACCAAGUCCACGAGAAGUCAAUCCUGCUAGUGGCCGUCCCGGUCACCCUCUACUUACCGGAGGACCCCUUCAUGUCAUUCUGGUUCCUCCUGGUGUCCACUUUCAGUAUGCUGCCACUGCUGCUGAAGGACGGGCUGUUGGUGCCUUUCCUGUGCUGCAGCCUCAUCUACGUGAGCUUCUACAGCCUGGCGCUGCACCUAUCGGAGCGCGGCACGGGCGUGCUCAGCUUCCUGAGUGCCCACACGGUGUACUCGGUGGCCAACAUCCAGAAACACAACCGUGUGGUGCUGAAGCUGUUCAGCACGCUGUUCUUCUUCUCCCUGCAAGGCAUGUUCUGGCUGGGGCUGGGCUCGCUGCUGGUGGCGCCGCCUCCGCAGUACCCCGACCUGUUCCCGCUGCUCAUCUCCGUGUACUCGUGCCUGCACUUCGUGUGGUUCCUGGCCUACUUCACCUACAGCCAGCUGCAGCUGCCGACCUGCCUGCCGCUGCAGCCCAAGCUGAAGAAGAACUGAGCGCGGCACACCACUCCAUACACAAAACGUUCCAAAUAUAUUUUUAUUCUUUCUUUAUAA
This is a messenger RNA of Bicyclus anynana (squinting bush brown), 1808 nucleotides long. It is a transcript of the gene gny, whose product is annotated as dolichyl pyrophosphate Man9GlcNAc2 alpha-1,3-glucosyltransferase. Gene Ontology annotation, molecular function: dolichyl pyrophosphate Man9GlcNAc2 alpha-1,3-glucosyltransferase activity. The transcript has a single exon. Gene Ontology annotation, cellular component: endoplasmic reticulum membrane. Bases 150 to 1748 code for a protein of 532 amino acids. Gene Ontology annotation, biological process: protein N-linked glycosylation. Lineage: Eukaryota; Metazoa; Arthropoda; Insecta; Lepidoptera; Nymphalidae. The record is from RefSeq and is a predicted model, not a curated record.